Molecule: messenger RNA, 2078 nt
Organism: Urocitellus parryii (Arctic ground squirrel)
Lineage: Eukaryota; Metazoa; Chordata; Mammalia; Rodentia; Sciuridae
Source: RefSeq, a predicted model, not a curated record
GAAACUUGUGUCUAAAAUGGGACCCAGGUCUCAUUCCCUAUUACUUACUGUGUUUAUAUCUUAACUGUUACUGCAGGAAAGCUGUUUAGUAUACAGAGAGCAAGAGKAUAUCUACAAAGGAACAAGACCAAGGAGACAACAGUAAAGAAAACAAGUAAGUGUCAACUGCAGCUCUCAUUCUACAGAUGGAGAYGACAGACAGAAGAAAUACCCUGAAUUAUCAGACAUUGUGAUGAAAAAACAUACAGCAGGUAAAGAAUCUCACCAUGCCAAACUACAAACUGAUUUAUUUUAAUAUGAGGGGGAGAGCAGAAAUUAUCCGUUACAUAUUUGCUUAUUUGGAUAUAAAGUAUGAAGAUCACAGAAUAGAACAUGCUGACUGGCCUAAAAUAAAACCAACUCUUCCAUUUGGUAAAAUCCCUGUUUUGGAAGUGGAUGGUCUUACCCUUCACCAGAGCCUGGCAAUAGCAAGAUACUUUGCCAGAAACACAGAUUUGGCUGGAAAAACAGAGAUGGAACAAUGUCAAGUCGAUGCUAUUGCAGAUACAUUGGAUGAUUUCAUGGCAACUUUUCCUUGGGCAGAGAAAAACCAAGAUGUAAAAGAGCAGAUGUUUAAUAAGAUUCUCACGUAUGAUGCACCUCAUUUUUUGCAAGAUUUGGACAAAUAUUUAGGGGACAAAGAGUGGCUUAUUGGUAACUAUGUAACUUGGGCAGAUUUCUACUGGGACAUUUGCAGUACUACACUUUUGGUCCUCAAACCUGACUUGUUGGACGCCCAUCCCAGGCUAUUGGCAUUGCAGAAGAAAGUACGAGCCAUUCCUGCCAUUGCAGACUGGAUCCAAAGGAGGCCCCAAACCAAACUCUAGCUGAUAUGUGCCAUCCUGAGGUUUUCAUGUUCACUGCCAUCUUUCCAUGAGAUAAGACAGGUCUAUCAACCUACCAGAUAAUUCACAAACUCCCCCCCACCUCUGCCAUGACUUUCAUCUUUCAGGUCAUAUUCUUGAAAAAGAAUUAGUAUCUUUUUUUGUUUGUUUGUUUGUUUAGAAAACUUAAUACCAUUUUUAAUUGAGAAAGUCUUUCACAAUACAUGUAGACUUUGCUUAGCACUGGUUCCAACAUGCAUGAAUGCUUCAGUCAAAGAAUAUCAGUUGCUCAAAUAAUAGUCUGGAUUUCAGUUAGCAUAGUAUACUGAGUAGUUGCAUGAUAUAAAAACUUGGUAGCUAGCUCUUCAGUCCACAAAUCACUGCAUUAAUGAUGGGUGCACAUAAUAAUCAAUCAAUCAUUAAAUGAMUGGCAACUGUACAUCUGUUAUUCACACACAGACAGCAAGGCAUAGUAUAGUUGUAUUGCAUGCUUGUUUCUCAGUGAUAAAUCCAUUUGACAUCUUACAAAAAUGGAUAAUUAAAAGGGAGCCCACCAACACAAACUAUGGACUUUGGGCAAUGGUGUGUCAAUGUAUAAAAAAUGUAGGGGAGGARGUUGUGCAUGUAUGGGAACGGGGAAUGUAUGGAAAUUCUUUCUGCUCAAUUUUUCUGUGAACCUAAAACUGCUUUAAAAACAAAGUCUGUUAGCCAGCUUUCUGUCACUGUGAAAAAAGAUUUAUUUUGGUUCACAUUUUCAAUGGUUUUAUUCCAUGAAUGGGAUAAAACCCUAUUUUUUAGCCUGCAAAAUAUUAUGGUAGGGGGGCAUGUGAUAGAGCAAAGUUGGCUUACCUCAUAGCAGCCAGGAAGUAGGGGUUAUGGGGAGGGAGAGGAGUGGUCCUAAAAACCCUAUCAAGUGCAUGACCCAAGGACCUAACUUCCUAACUAUGCACCACUCCCAAGAGUGCCACAGGCUGGCAACCAAGCCUCCAACACAUGAGCUUUUGAUGGAGAUUCCAGAUCCAAAUUAUAGUAGUCUGUAAAAACAAAGAACAAUACAGAACAGUAAUUUACCUAGAAAGAAUAAAAUGCUUGAGGCUGAUAACUUAGGAGUAUAACAAUUUGCUAAAACAUAAAAAAUUCUUGCUGUAAAUUACACAAAGAGAUGGUACUGUUCAACCUAUUCAGUAAUUUUUAAAUAAAACUCUUAAUUCUCAA